Messenger RNA from Scleropages formosus (Asian bonytongue), 1533 nucleotides. RefSeq names its product pleiomorphic adenoma gene 1 (gene plag1). The record is from RefSeq and is a predicted model, not a curated record. Gene Ontology annotation, molecular function: DNA-binding transcription activator activity, RNA polymerase II-specific; RNA polymerase II cis-regulatory region sequence-specific DNA binding; DNA-binding transcription repressor activity, RNA polymerase II-specific. The coding region runs from base 1 to 1533 and encodes 510 amino acids. Gene Ontology annotation, biological process: negative regulation of transcription by RNA polymerase II; regulation of immune system process; regulation of cytokine production. The transcript is spliced from 2 exons. Gene Ontology annotation, cellular component: nucleoplasm; nucleus. NCBI's taxonomy places the organism in Eukaryota, Metazoa, Chordata, Actinopteri, Osteoglossiformes, Osteoglossidae.
AUGGCCACGGUAAUUCCUGGGGAUUUAGACAGAGUCAAGGAUACCCAGAAGGCCCCGGCGGCGGCCGCGGUGGUGGCGGGGAGGCGCAAGCGUGGCGAAGGCAAGCCUGGGAAGAACUUCCCCUGCCACCUGUGCGAGAAGGCCUUCAACAGCGUGGAAAAGCUGAAGGUGCACUCCUACUCGCACACCGGGGAGCGGCCCUACCGCUGCUCGCACCAAGACUGCCCCAAGGCCUUUGUUUCUAAGUACAAGCUGCUAAGGCAUAUGGCUACUCAUUCUCCCGAGAAAACCCACAAGUGUAACUAUUGUGAGAAAAUGUUUCACCGCAAGGAUCACCUGAAGAAUCACCUGCACACGCACGACCCCAACAAGGAGGCGUUCUCCUGCGAGGAGUGCGGCAAGAGCUACAACACCAAGCUGGGCUUCAAGCGCCACCUGGCCCUGCACGCUGCCAACAGCGGCGACCUCACCUGCAAGGUGUGCCUGCAGACGUUCUCCAGCACAGGCGUCCUGCUGGAGCACCUGAAGGCCCACGCCGGCAAGUCGUCAGGCGGGACCAAAGAGAAGAAGCACCAGUGCGAGCACUGCGACCGCCGCUUCUACACGCGCAAGGACGUGCGGCGCCACAUGGUGGUGCACACAGGCCGCAAGGACUUCCUGUGCCAGUACUGCGCGCAGCGCUUCGGCCGCAAAGAUCACCUGACCCGUCACGUGAAGAAGAGCCACACGCAGGAGCUGCUCAGGGUGAAGUCGGAGCCCGUGGACCUCCUGGACCCGUUCUCCUGCGGCUUCCUGCCACCGGUCAAGGACGAGCUGCACGCGGUGCUGUCCGGAGAGCUCGCGCCCAAGUCGUUCGGCGGGGGACUGCAGCUCGGCGCCUACGGCCCGACGGGCGCCGAAGGCUCCCUGCUACAGAUGGGGUCCGCGGCCCUGGCCCUAGGGCUGACAUGCCCGCUGGAUGAUGAAUCCCCUGUCCACCCUUCCCACCAGCACUCGCUGAAGUAUCCACUCAGUUCUACCUCAUACCCGGCGCCCGCGCCGGGAAAGGAACAGCCUCUGAAGGGAGAAAUAGAGACCUACCUUAUGGAACUGCAGAGCAACCUGCCGCCGUCGGCCGAAGACAGCCAGCCUUCCGCUUCCAAGCUGGACCUGGGUGCCCAGGUGGGGGCGCUGGACGAGACGGCGGAGGACGUCUCUCUGUCGAAGCUGUCGGCCGUGGCCCCCGCCGGCGACUCGUUGCCCUCCUCCUCCUCCUCCCUGGACUUCUCCCAGCUGUUCAACUUCCUUCCUCUGAACGGACCCCCCUAUGGCCAUUCGGGCCACGGCGUGGGGCUGGGCCUCAGCUAUGCCCAGGAGGAGGCGCUCUCGCUCCCCCAGCUGGCCCCGCAGCCCCAGGAGCCCCCGGACCCCCGCAGCGGUGUCGGCUCCACCCUCCUCGGGCUGUCGUCCUCUUUUGCGUCCAGCCUGAACUCCACGCCCACCACCACCACCACCACCACCACGCUGCCCCGUUUCCACCAGGCCUUUCAGUGA